Molecule: messenger RNA, 3681 nt
Organism: Pyrgilauda ruficollis (rufous-necked snowfinch)
Lineage: Eukaryota; Metazoa; Chordata; Aves; Passeriformes; Passeridae
Gene: UAP1L1
Product: UDP-N-acetylglucosamine pyrophosphorylase 1 like 1
Exons: 9
Coding region: 68-1573 (501 amino acids)
Biological process (GO): UDP-N-acetylglucosamine biosynthetic process
Molecular function (GO): UDP-N-acetylglucosamine diphosphorylase activity
Source: RefSeq, a predicted model, not a curated record
UCUGGCUCCGCCCCGGCCCGCCCGCUCCCGCCGCGUCCCGCGCCGCUCAGACCGGGCUCCCCGCGCCAUGGACCCUCCCGAGGAGGUGCGGGUGCGGCUGGAGCGGUGCGGACAGGGCCAUCUGCUGCGGUUCUGGGCCGAGCUGGACACGGCGCAGCGCGGAGCGCUGCUGGCGGCACUGCCGCCGGGGCUGGGCGAACACUGCCGGCUAGCGGCGGCGGCCGGGGCCCGCCAGCGCGGCCCGCACGAGCGCCUGGACGGCCGGAUGGAGCCGCUCCCCCCCGAGCUGCUGGGCAGCGCCCGCCGCAGCGGCCCCGCCGCGCUGCAGCACUGGGAGGCGGAAGGUUUACAUCAGAUUUCACAGAACAAGGUGGCAGUGCUACUCCUGGCUGGAGGACAAGGAACCCGCCUGGGAGUCAGCUAUCCCAAGGGCAUGUACAACGUGGGGUUGCCCAGUGGCAAGAACUUGUAUCAGAUCCAAGCAGAAAGAAUCCGCAAAGUGGAGCAGCUUGCUGGCAAGAGACACCACUGCAAGUGUGUCAUUCCCUGGUACAUCAUGACAAGUGAGUUCACACUGGGGCCAACAGAAGAGUUUUUUGUACAACACAACUACUUCAACUUGGACAGAUGCAAUGUUGUCAUGUUUGAACAGCGGAUGCUGCCUGCUGUCACCUUUGAUGGGAAGGCCAUCUUGGAGGAGAAGGGGAAAAUUGCCAUGGCUCCAGAUGGCAAUGGUGGCUUAUACCGUGCUUUGAUGGAUAAUAAAAUCUUGGAUGAUAUGAAGCAGCGUGGAAUCCAGUAUGUCCAUGUAUAUUGUGUGGACAAUAUCCUCGUGAAAAUGGCAGAUCCAGUCUUCAUAGGUUUCUGUAUUUCCAAAGGGGCAGACUGCGGUGCAAAGGUAGUGGAGAAGGCCUACCCCACGGAGCCUGUUGGGGUGGUGUGCUGUGUGGAUGGGGUGUACCAGGUGGUGGAGUACAGCGAGAUCAGCCUGGAGACUGCACAACAGCAGCGCCCUGAGGGGGGACUGGUGUUCAGUGCUGGCAACAUCUGUAACCACUUCUUCACUGUUGAGUUCCUGGAAAUAGUGGCCCAGAAAUGGGAGUCACAGCUGAAGCAUCAUGUAGCCAUAAAGAAGGUGCCCUACAUUGACAAGGAGGGAAAUCUGGUAAAACCACUAAAACCGAACGGGAUAAAGCUGGAGAAGUUUGUGUUUGAUGUGUUCCAGUUCUCUAAGAAUUUUGUGGCAUUUGAAGUUCUGAGAGAAGAGGAAUUCUCACCACUAAAAAAUGCAGACACAGCUGACAAAGAUACUCCUACCACUGCUCGGCAAGCCCUCCUGGCCCAGCAUUACCGCUGGGCUCUCAAGGCUGGAGCCAGAUUUGUGGAUGAAAAUGGUUGCAGGAUACCAGAAAAACUCAGUCUCUCAGGAACUGAAGAUCCUCCGGCUGUGUGUGAGAUUUCUCCAUUAGUGUCUUACUUUGGAGAGGGUCUGGAGGUGUACAUGAAGAACAAAGAGUUCCCUUCUCCCUUUGUACUCGACGAAAACAAAGUGGAAAUGCUGGAAAAUUCUUGAAGUGGGAAGCCUUUCCUUCUCAAAUCAGAUCCAUGUUUGUCAGAUCCAUUAUAAGAACUGACAGUACUAAAAUGUCAGCUAUGAAGUGCAUUAUAAAAAAAUUGCUUUUGUGGAUUAACACUUUUUGGGUGCUAAACAGAUCCUACAUUUCUUAUUUACUGUUGCAUAGGAAUGCAGAAAGAGCCAGUCAAGGCCUGAUAAAUCAGCUUUGCCUUCAAGAAGAUUCAAUUUCUUCAGUGCCUUGUUAGGUGUCUUGUGUUGGUGUGGUUGAUUUUUUGGUUUGGUUUUGUUUCUAAAUUAUGUGCACACUUGCAUUCAGAUUGAAGUCCCAUCCUGAAAAGUAUGGAAGUACUUUGGAUACUGAGGUUUUCUCUCCAGCGGUCAGUUUUUUCCCUAAUCAUGUGCUGAUUAGAAGAUCUGCAUCCUCUAAGCAGAUCAUACAGAAUCUGCUGUAUGUAGGGAUGUUGCUGUGCCUAAGCAUUGCUUGAGGCUUGGAGUCCAAAGUAGAACAGACUAGUUUUGAAUCUGGGCUCACUGGUGUCAUGCGUAGACAGAUUGCUCCUUACAGUUGUAGUGACUUGGGGUUUUUUUAAUUAAAAAAAAAAAAAAAGAAUAUUUUCACAACCCUCUGCCAUUCCUGACUAUAACAGUUUUCCUUUCCAUUUCCUGUUUAAUAUAUACCAUAUCCCUUAGACAAGGUUCUCUUGAGGUACCUGAAAGUAGUAAAAGAAACAAAUCUCAGUGGUAGAAUUUAAGGCCUAACCAAAACAAAACAAAAAAAGACUCUCAGCAUCAACAGGAUACACAGUAAAACACCAGCCUCCACUUCUACAGUUUUUCUCCAGGUGAUUUUCCAGCACUCUUUCACUUAGGAAGUAAUUGCAUAGAUGCCCUUCUUUUAGAUAUGUUACUAACCACAAUGGAAAGUGUCAGCUAAUGAAGGACACUAAUUGUCAGAACAUAUGUAGCAUGUGAACUCAGCCCUGGCCAAGGGGUCUCAGGGUAGCUCUAACCCUUGACCCACCAGUGAUUCUUCAUGUUGUUUUUGGACACUGCCCCAGGAAGCUCAUGGCCAUCUGAUGCAGAACCUGCGCCGAGCAUACCCAGCUCAGUAUGUUUCAGCCUUGGUGAGGAUGUGUCAGCUGCACUCUCUGGUGGCUGGCUUUUGCAUCAGAAAUGCUCCAUACUCUUCCCCUAAACAUGGUGUUAAGGAAGGUAGCAAAGAAAGACAUUUCAUCUGAAAUGUUAUUUAAUGCAUCAGCUUCCACUGAGGAAUUGCUUAUGCUAUUUCAUUAAGCAUAAUUAAGUUCCAUGGCUUUCUGCAACUUCUGAUAUGAAGCUCUAUUAGAAUAAUAGAGAAGGGAAUGGGAAAGUGAAGUAUGUGAAAAAAAAAAAUGUCUUUGAGAGUAAAUAUAAGUAUGUAAGUAUGCUCAAGUUUUCCAAAGAAAGCAUCUAAAUGUGAGUAUCAGAGUUUUUUGUUGUAAAGUGUUUCUGCAUGAACUUGAGUAAUGAUCCUUUCACACAUGCAGACCAGCUAAUGACUGGUUCUGAUUACCUCAGUUGGCAUGUGCAGCCAGUAAUUCACAUUUUUAGUAUAAAUGAAGCAUUUGUCCUUGUCACUCAAUUCUGUAGUCUUUUUGCAGUGUUUCUAUGACACAUUUCAUUCCUGUCAGUCAAGUUUUAUAUCUGAGAACAAACUGUGUUGUAUAUUUGUGAGUAUUGCUCAGAAGUUCAAGCACAUGGUUCUUUUAUACUGUGCUGUGCUAUAAAGAAAUAUUUCUUUUGCUUUUUCUAAAAAUCUUUCUCUUUUGAAGUUUCAGUUUCCAUGCACACAGAGCAGAGCUGCUGACAUGGUUUUCAAGAAGUUAAAUUAGAAUGCUAAAUGCCUUGUCUCUUGUUUUUUUUUUUUUCUAUGACUCUUCACAUUUUAAACUGGAACAUAGAAACAAUUUUGAGAAAACUUUAACAAAAAAAAAUCUGUCCUGUAUGUAACAGUCUUUGUACACAUUAUAAAAUGAAAAAAAGUACCUGAAACAAAGGGAAGACCUGUACUACUCCAGAAACUUCUGGACAUCUAAGCAUUUUUAACAAUAAAGAUGUUACUGUGA